Molecule: messenger RNA, 943 nt
Organism: Dicrocoelium dendriticum
Lineage: Eukaryota; Metazoa; Platyhelminthes; Trematoda; Plagiorchiida; Dicrocoeliidae
Source: the annotation of a GenBank genome assembly
GAGUAGCAGUCGCACCUUCCAGGAGUCUUCUUGACGAAUGAAGUCCGUUUGGAUCAUGUCUUCCCAGCGCUUGAACCAUGCUUCAAAGGUGCAUCCAGAAUCCGCAUCAUAAUUGAAUUCAGUGAUCGCGUUCGUGAGAAGAUCAACAGAACUCGCCUGCAUGUCCCGCGCCGCUGCUCCUGUUGUCUGCAAACUCAAACAUUGUGAUGAAAUAUCUCCUCUGCGCCGUUUCUCCUAUCCCGGCGCUCAUGUCAUCUUACUGUGCUUUUCGGUCAUCCAGCCCCGUUCGUUUCGUUCACUGCGUGAUCGAUGGAUCACCGAAUUAUCGGAUGCCCGUGUCGUGCUAAACCCAUCGAUUGUACGGUUGCUUCGUUCCAGAUCAUCGACGCCAUCAAGCGACGAAACAACCCGCUCCAGGGAAUGCAAUAAACAACCUCCGUCAAACAGGGCUAGGUCAUGCGGGUCUUCACAGAGGCUGAAGCGUUCAAAUAGCACGGCCACAAGCCCUGGACCCGCGUUUUUGCUUGUUGGCUGUGCUUGUGAUUUGCGCAACGAUAUUUGUGAAUUGCUGGAGCUAUCUAAGAAUGGAGAGGCUCCAGUUGACAAGGUUACAGCGGAACGUUUGGCUGCCGAGUUAGGGGCGGAGGCCUACAUCGAAUGCUCGGCCUUAACGCAGAAAAAUUUAAAAACCGUCUUUGAUUUGGCUAUUUGGUGUGGCCUCCAGAUUGCCGAUUUAGGGGGACCUGCUUAUCCUUUUGGUUGUGAAAACAAACCCAAUGGAUCUGCCGUAUCGCCUGUCAGCAACCGAAAGUUGAUCCCUUCCGGUGCUCUUGGUCCUCUCUUGAUCCGUCAUCGAAACACCAGUCUCAAACGCACUCCCAGCGUCUCAGACGGUAACAAGGUGGACAAACGUCUUUGGAGAAGAUUGUUUUGCAUAGACUAG